AUAUUGAACUACAAUAAGAUGUAUCAUAAUAAAGUAAAUAGUCUGACUAUUUAUUGUCACUAAUUUUAUGUAUGUUGGUGUGAAUUAAGUAAUAUCGUGAAGAGCCUUUACCCAACACCUAACAUAACCCAACCCAAUCAGAAAAAUUGGUGCUUUACAAUUGACUAAAAUCAAUAUGAUUUGACCGAUCUGAGAUACAGUGACUGACAGAUCAACAGAACCACAUUUCCUGAAAAGAAGGUUCAGUUGGGACGAGGGGAGGAGAUAAAACCUAUGACAAAUAUCAUCAAGCUUACAUAUUGAAUGAAAUAUAAUCCAGCUAUUGCCCUGAGAUAAAAUACGCACUGUGACAAGAUGCCCAGUGUUUUACACGAGAAUACAACCGCUUUCAAGAAGGCCACUUUUGGAUUGGGAUGUUUUUGGGCAUGUGAUGCCUUAUAUGGGGCACAACCAGGAGUUCUACGGACCAGAGUGGGAUAUUCAGGUGGAACCAAAUCAGAUCCUGUAUACAAAAAAAUAGAAGACCACACUGAAGUAAUAGAAAUAGAUUAUGAUCCAAAGAGAAUUAGCUAUGAAGAUUUAUUAGAACUAUUUUGGAACUACCAUGAGUAUGGAUUGACAACGAUUGUAAAAAGACAGUACAUGUCGUUAAUAUUAUAUCAUAAUGAGGAUCAAAAAAGGGUAGCUGAAAUCUCUCUGAAAAAAGAAGCACACAAACGGAAUGAGAAAUUGAUCACAGAAAUUGCACCUGCCGGACCAUUUUAUCCUGCUGAAGAUUACCACCAGAAAUACCGAUUGCAAAAAUAUAAAUGGGUGUGCGACGAAAUUGGACUAACUCCAGAACUUCUACAAACUUCACAUGUGGCAGCACGCCUGAACGGUUAUGUAGCUGGCGUUGGAAAAGAAGAACAGUUUGAAGAAGACGUUGUGAGUUUUGGGCUUCCCAAAACAGUUGCUGAUUUUGUAAGGAACCAAAUGAAAGAAAAUUAUGGGGGGAAUUUGUAUUGCUAAUUCAACAUUUCGAAUACUGUUUUGUACAAUAUAACUAUUAUGAAGAA
Phaedon cochleariae (mustard beetle) is the source of this 1058-nucleotide messenger RNA. The record is from the annotation of a GenBank genome assembly. Lineage: Eukaryota; Metazoa; Arthropoda; Insecta; Coleoptera; Chrysomelidae.